AUGCAGUUACAAAUCAGAUCCCAAUUUUUUUGCAGGAAGCAAGUAUUCUUUCGAGGAGAAUCGGUUUAUUCUUUGCAGUUUUGGAACAAUACGAAGAGAAACGUCGCUAAUCACCUCUCAACAUCAGGAGAUUAUGAUUAUCAAUCUGUCACUGACUUCAUAUCGUAUUUCUUGUGGCAUCUUCUGCUAAAAUUCAAACUUCUCUCUGGGACUUUACGAACAAUCCAUUGUAAGACUAAGACUGGAGAUAUCGACAUCAGGGAAAGAAGAAAGAGAGAUCAAGAUGGACUUUUUUUAGGGCCUUGAACAUUUGAUGCCAUGCCCAGGCACGACAAGAAAGAAUAAAGAAAGACGAAGACUAACAAAUUGAGAUUGACCGCCACGACGUAAUAUAAUAUCUUCGAAGAACCAUAAUUUUUACCUCAAGAGCAGCAUCUUCCUACGUCAAUUUCGUCGUGUCCAGCUUCACAACAAAAAAGAAAAAUGUUGCUGUCUUCCCGCUUUUCCGUGAAGAUCUUUUGUCUGCUAUCCUGGGGCGCCAGUGAAUUUACGGCUGCGACGGAGAUCGCUUUCAAGCUAUUGAGCGGGGACACCCUGCUAACCAUUGACAGUGCUAUCGCGAGAAAAAAGUGUUACAGUAACACAUUUGUUGGG
This is a messenger RNA of Amoebophrya sp. A120, 654 nucleotides long. The record is from the annotation of a GenBank genome assembly. Lineage: Eukaryota; Dinophyceae; Syndiniales; Amoebophryaceae.